Molecule: messenger RNA, 489 nt
Organism: Didymodactylos carnosus
Lineage: Eukaryota; Metazoa; Rotifera; Eurotatoria; Philodinida; Philodinidae
Source: the annotation of a GenBank genome assembly
AUGGCGCAUAAAAUUCGAUUACAGUCAAGUGAUGGAGAUACGUUUGAUGUAGAUGUUGAGAUAGCUAAACAAUCAGCAACAAUAAAAACAAUGCUCGAAGAUCUUGGUAUGGAAGAUGAAGAUGAUGUUAUUCCUUUGCCAAAUGUUAAUUCUGCCAUAAUGAAACGGGUUAUAACAUGGUGCACACAUCAUAAAGAUGAUCCUGCGCCACCCGAAGACGAUGAAAAUCGUGAGAAAAAUACAAAUGAUAUAAGCUCAUGGGAUCAAGAUUUUCUUAAAGUUGAUCAAGGAACAUUGUUUGAAUUAAUACUUGCAGCCAAUUAUCUUGAUAUAAAAGGUUUACUUGACGUUACAUGUAAAACGGUUGCUAAUAUGAUUAAAGGAAAAAUGCCAGAAGAAAUACGUCGUACAUUUAACAUUAAAAAUGAUUUUACACCGCAAGAAGAAGAACAAAUUAAAAAAGAAAAUGAAUGGUGUGAAGAAAAAUAG